AACAGAUAUUCUACAGUUUCGUAAGAGUAAAACCCCAGAAAGCAACACCCAAUAUUCUCUUUUUUCAGUGCUCCACGCUUUCAUCAAACAUCGAAUUUCUCUCACCUAAGCAUAGAUUUUUCCUUCAUUUUUCAUUUUUUCCCCCCAAAAAAGCUUCAAUUUUGGUGUAUUAGUGUGUGUGUGAGAGAGUGAGGGCAAAAAAUUGAUGGAUGAUCAGGUGGUGCAGCGAGUAUUACAAGAAGGCGGGCGCGAUUUCUACCAACAGCAGCCUUCAACUUCUGCUGCUUCUUCUUCUUCCCCAUCCAUCCUCCAGUCUCUCCCCCUACAUGUGUCAUUUGAUCAUGGUUACUACUUGCUGGUGAAAUCUAUUCAAGAGCUCAGGUCAAAGAAAGAUGGAGUGGUCACUAUUGGAAUAGGAGGUCCAAUCGGAUCGGGAAAAUCAAGCUUAUCUGAAAAGGUGGCAUCCGUAAUUGGUUGCACUGUUAUGUCAAUGGAUAACUAUCGCACUGGAGUUGAUGAUGGACAUGAUUUGGAUUCAAUUGAUUUUGACCUUCUUGUGCAGAAUCUCGAGGACUUGAUAAAUGGCAGAGAUACAUCGACUCCAUUAUUUGAUUUUCAAGAAAGAAGACGUAUAGGUUCAAAUGUUAUAAAAAGCAUUUCAUCUGGGGUGGUAAUAGUUGAUGGUACUUAUGCCUUGCACGCGAGACUACGCUCUUUGCUAGAUAUACGAGUUGCUGUGGUUGGUGGUGUUCACUUUAGUUUACUUUCUAAAGUCCAAUAUGAUAUUGGAGAGUCGUGUUCGUUGGACUAUCUCAUUGACAGCAUUUUCCCACUCUUCAGAAAGCAUAUUGAGCCUGACCUCCAUCACGCGCAGAUCAGAAUUAACAACAGUUUUGUUUCAUCAUUUCGAGAGCCAAUUUACAAGAUCAAAUGCAAAAGUGAGUCUCAAAGUGGACACGCUGCCUACAUUUUUCAUGGAAAGGAAGCACAAUUUGACAAUUUUAUUGAGAUGUACUUGAGACCCCCUUCUGCAAGUGAAGAAGCACGGAUAAAUGAUUGGAUCAAGGUACGGCAAUCCGGUAUCAAAUAUUAUCUCUCGCUGGGAGAUCAAAGGAUUGUUGAUAAAAAUUACAUCAUCCGGCCUAGAGCUGAAUUUGAGGUUGGCCGGAUGACUCUGGGUGGUUUGCUGGCCUUGGGAUAUACAGUGGUAGUCAGUUAUAAAAGAGCAUCAACCUCAGUUAUUGAUGGCAAUCUUUCAGUGUCGUUGGAAACAAUUGAUACUCUAGGAGAGACCUACUUAGUACUCAGAGGCACAAGUAGAAAAAUAGUUGGAACUGAAUCAUCAAGGAUGGGUAUAACCGGACCGUGGAUCACAAAAUCAUAUCUCGAGAUGAUACUUGAGAAACAAGGGGUUCCACGGCUUAAUACACCCCCACUUUUGUCUAGUGUUACUCCAGUCACUACUCAAGAAAGGUUGAUUGCAGCUCCAAAGCCGCUUCGUAUAGCUCCUAACCUGGUCACUCGAUUUGAGGAUUUACCUCAGCCAUGGACUCGGUCUCCGACCAAGUCUAAGAUGGAACCUGUCAUGGCAACAUGGCAUUUUAUCCCACCAAAUCCUCUCCUAUCUGAUGGAUAUGUCACUGGUCCUCCCUCUUCCAGGGAUAAUCUGCAGCUUGCUCCAAUGCCUGACUCAUAUGACUUGGAUAGAGGAUUGCUUCUUGCUGUACAAGCAAUACAGGCGUUGUUGGAGAAUAAGGGACUUCCAGUCGUAGUUGGAAUUGGAGGUCCAAGUGGAUCGGGGAAGACGAGUUUGGCUCGUAAGAUGGCAAACAUUGUUGGUUGUGAAGUAAUUUCCCUUGAAAGUUACUACAAAACUGAACAAACGAAGGAUUUUAAGUACGAUGACUUCAGCUCUCUUGAUCUGGAUUUACUGUCAAAAAACAUUGACGACAUAAGAAAUUGCCGUAGAACAAAGGUACCUGUAUUUGAUCUGGAGACUGGUGCUCGGAGUGGUUUCAAAGAGCUUGAAGUAUCUGAAGAUUGUGGGGUGGUAAUUUUUGAAGGCAUUUAUGCUUUGCAUCCCGAUAUCAGAAGACGUCUGGACUUGUGGAUUGCUGUUGUUGGAGGGGUUCAUUCACAUCUUAUUUCUCGGGUUCAAAGAGACAAAAGUAGAGCUGGAUGCUUCGUGUCCCAAAAUGAAAUUAUGAUGACUGUGUUUCCAAUAUUCCAGCAACACAUCGAACCACAUCUUGUUGAAGCUCAUCUGAAGAUUAGAAAUGACUUCGACCCAGUGCUUUCACCUGAGAGCUCAUUGUUUGUGUUGAAAAGUAAUAAGCAAGUUGCUUACCAAGAUAUUCUAAAAAUUCUUGAUUCGAGUAAGAUAUGCAGUUCAGUUCAAAAUUUCAUUGAUAUAUAUCUGCGGCUGUCUGGAAUACCUGCUAAUGGACAGCUGACAGAAGGUGAUUGUAUAAGAGUCAGAAUAUGCGAGGGUAGAUUUGCCCUGUUAAUCCGAGAGCCUAUUAGAGAAGGAAACUUUAUUAUUCAGCCAAAAGUCGAUUUUGAUAUCAGCAUCAGUACAGUAGCAGGUCUUCUUAAUCUGGGGUAUCAAGCUGUGGCGUAUAUUGAAGCAUCUGCCUGUAUUUACCAAGAUGGAAAGAUUCUUAUUGAGAUAGAUCAUUUACAAGAUGUCUCGAGUCCUUAUCUCCAAAUUAAAGGGGUUAAUAAAGAAACUGUUGUAGCUGCUGGUUCAACUCUCAAGCUGGAUGGUUCAUAUACCACAAAGAGUUAUCUGGAGAUAAUUCUGGAAAGGUUACCUGCAGCAGAGAGGAGUUCAAAUGGGAUUCAUUCUCAGCAAGCUGCGAGAUUGCAAGAGCUUGUCGAAUACAUACAAUCUCAGGGCAGCAGUUCAGCUUCAGAGUCAUCACCAAGUAGAGAAGCUUCUCCACUGGAAGGCGUUAUCGAGGAGAUGCAAUCCAGGAUUAAACGUCUCGAGAGAUGGCAGGCUAUCAACACUGUGCUAUGGACAUUUCUGAUGUCUGCAUUUCUUGGAUACUCGCUCUACCAGAGGAAGCGUCAAUGAGUUAUUGCAUGUUGAACAUUGAUUCAGUGGAAGCCCGAGAUUGACUUAUUAAAGGAAAUCGGAAGCUGAGACGAAGAAAAAAAAACAAGUUGGUGUUUGUUCAAGGUGUGGUUGGCCAUUCAAAUUAGUUCUUCGAAAUUUGCUUCAACAAUCGAGGAGCUUCACAAUAGAUAGAUACACUCUCUAACCCUCAAUUGAGGAAUAAACAUUGUUUUAAUAUAGUACUGGUAGGUUAGGGUCUAAUCAAGGACGAUAAGCUGAUCUCACCGUCUUUGGACAUAGAUUAUUGUCACAUAUUAGCCAUGUUUUCGAUCACAUAACUUCGAUUAAAUCUACAUAUCAUUGGAG
This is a messenger RNA of Erythranthe guttata (spotted monkey flower), 3427 nucleotides long. Its product is annotated as P-loop containing nucleoside triphosphate hydrolases superfamily protein. Gene Ontology annotation, molecular function: ATP hydrolysis activity; ATP binding; kinase activity. NCBI's taxonomy places the organism in Eukaryota, Viridiplantae, Streptophyta, Magnoliopsida, Lamiales, Phrymaceae. The record is from RefSeq and is a predicted model, not a curated record.